CGGUUUCAGACUGUCGACGCCGUCGCUGCAAACACACUUGAGUGAGUCAGAUAUGGCCAGAUUGGAUGUCACUGAGACCUUUCGUGGGAUUUCAUUCCCUGGACACCUGCACACCCAAACCUCUCUGCAGCUCGCCCUCAAGUUCCCCUUUCAGGACUCAGACAUUGUAAUAGUCACCUACCCCAAGUCAGGCACCACCUGGAUGCAGCAGAUUGUGACUCUCAUUCUAAACAGAGGAGACCCACAAGUGUCACAGACGGUCCCGAACUGGGCCCGGGCGCCGUGGUUGGAGCAACAUUACUGUGCUGCUGUUUUGGAAUCUUCACCUGCGGAACCUCGAGUUAUUACCUCUCACUUACCACAUCACCUCCUGGGCCCCGUCCUCCAGGGCUCCAACGCAAGAGUCAUUUACGUGAGCAGAAACCCCAAAGAUGUGGCAGCUUCUUUUUACCACUUCCACAAGGUUGCCAGGUUCCUGCCUGAGGUGGGAUCAUUUCAAGACUUCUUGAUUCGGUUCCUGGACGGCACCUUGCAUUUUGGGUCGUGGUUUGACCAUGUCAAAGGGUGGACAAGCCAAGUGGCAACAAUGAGCAACCUGCUUCACAUCACCUAUGAGGACAUGUCCAGAGACCUUCACGGCUCCAUCAAAAAGGUCAGCUCGUUCCUCCAGCGACACCUGCUGGACGAAGAGGUGCGCAACUGCGUGAGGCACAGCCGCUUCUCCAGCAUGAAAGACAACAAGAUGACCAACUACACACUCAUUGAUGGGCAAAUAAUGGACCACAAGAAAGGCUGCUUCAUGAGGAAAGGUGAAGUGGGCGACUGGAAAAACCACUUCUCAGAAGAUCAGACUCAACACUUUGACUCUGUCAUGAAGAGCAAGAUGGAAGGCUGCAGUUUGGAGUUUAUUUGGGAGAAGGAAGAGGGGCCUGAGUAGCACUCAUUUAAGUUGCUCUUGUUUAAAGCAAAGUUUCAUUUGACCUUGAAAUCGACUCUUUUCUGGAUUGGAUGAUUAGACAGAUAUGUUUUUGUUUGUUUCUAUGACUCCUUUCUUCUUGUCCUCCACAUUUUUUCUAUUGUUAAAUUUUAAUUUUCAAAACAUAUGUCAUUUUCAGUACUUAAAUUUUAGCUCACGUUCGAUAUCUAAAUAUAUUAACGCCCUCUGCAAUAUGUUCCUAAUGAAUGACUUAUUCCAAA
This is a messenger RNA of Synchiropus splendidus (mandarinfish), 1197 nucleotides long. RefSeq names its product sulfotransferase family 5A, member 1 (gene sult5a1). Gene Ontology annotation, biological process: sulfation. The transcript is spliced from 6 exons. Lineage: Eukaryota; Metazoa; Chordata; Actinopteri; Syngnathiformes; Callionymidae. The record is from RefSeq and is a predicted model, not a curated record. Gene Ontology annotation, cellular component: cytoplasm. Gene Ontology annotation, molecular function: sulfotransferase activity. Bases 53 to 937 code for a protein of 294 amino acids.